AGGUCUCCAGUCCUCUCUGCAGCAUGGGGAAGCACAGGCUCCCAAGCCUGGCCCUGCUGCAGCUGCCGCCACCGCUGCUGCUGCUGCUGCUGCUGUUGCUGCUGCUGCCCACAAAUGCCUCAGCACCACAGAAACCUUUUAAUCAUUUCCCUUUAGCUCUCUGGAUUUCGGAAUAUCCAAACUCCCCCCUGGAUGGCCGUGGCUGCUUUUCGCAGCUAGUGAAAACCAAGUCUUUCCAGCUAAAGAGGCAAGAGUAUGAGAUGCAGCUUGAUGUGAAUGCCAAGAUCCAAGAAGAAGGAACAGGUGUGGAAGAAACUGGUAAAGGGCUCACUAAGAUCACAAGAACUAUAACGAAACUAUCAUUUGUGAACGUGGAUACACAUUUCAGACAAGGAAUUCCUUUCGUUGGGCAGGCCAAAUACAAGGAUAGCAAUGUCUGCUAUGGAUUUAGAUGGUUGACAGAAGAGAACGUAGAGGCUUGGCACACUGCCAACGCUGUCUUCUCACCGAGCAGAAGCUUCGUGCACCUGGAAUCCCUGCCCGAUAAACUGCGCUGUGAGCAAACCCUGGCGGUCCAGGCUCAUUAUAUUCUAAAUGACCAGGCUGUGCUGGAGCGGAAGGAGUUGGUCUUCUAUUAUCUGAUGAUGGCAAAGGGAGGCAUUGUUCGGGUGGAUUUGGUCUUCCAUCCAAAUAUCGGUCUUCCGGCCACACGUGCCCUCCUCAGUGUCAUGGCUUCUCCUCAGUCUCUCUGUGGCCUGCGAGCUGUGGACCAAAGCGUACUGCUCACAAAGCCUGAGGCCGAGCUCUCUGCAUCCCUGGUUUAUGACCUGCUACCAGUGAAAGACCUCACUGGCUUCCCCGAGGGUGUGAAUCAACAGGAGGAAGACACUAAAGGCUGCAUUAAGCAAAACGACACUUACAUUAAUGGAAUCCUGUACUCCCCAGUACAGAAUACACAUGAAGAGGACAUGUAUGGCUUCCUAAAAGAUAUGGGCUUAAAGGUAUUCACCAACUUGAACAUCCGUAAACCCAAAGUCUGUGAACGCCUUGGAGUCAAUAAAAUACCAGCUGCGUACCACCUUGUAAGCCAAGGCCACAUGGAUGCUUUUCUAGAGUCUUCAGAGUCUCCCACAGAGAAUACACGAAGCUACUUNCCGGAGACGUGGAUCUGGGACUUGGUGAUCGUGGACUCAACAGGAGUGGCUGAAAUGGAAGUGACAGUCCCUGACACCAUCACUGAAUGGAAGGCCGGGGCCUUCUGCCUGUCCAAUGACACUGGGUUGGGCCUGUCUCCCGUGAUCGAUUUCCAAGCCUUCCAGCCCUUCUUUGUGGNUCUCACAAUGCCCUACUCGGUGAUCCGUGGAGAAGCCUUCACGCUCAAGGCCAGUGUGCUGAACUACCUCCAGACGUGCAUCCGGGUUGGUGUACGGCUGGAGGCAUCUCCUGAUUUCCUAGCUACCCCAGAGGAGAAGGAACAAAAGUCUCACUGCAUCUGUAUGAACGAGCGGCAUACCAUGUCCUGGGCGGUGAUCCCCAAGUCAUUAGGAAAUGUGAAUUUCACGGUGAGUGCAGAGGCACUGGANUCUAAGGAGCUGUGUAGGAAUGAGGUGCCAGUGGUUCCUGAACGUGGAAAGAAAGAUGCGAUCAUCAAGUCCCUGCUGGUUGAAGUAAAUGGUAUCCAGUGCAGAGUGGCCUUUCCUGUGGCUGAUGUGCUUCUUGCCCUAGGUGCUGAGGUAUCAGAACAGAUAACUCUGAAACUGCCAUCAGAUGUGGUAGAGGAAUCUGCCCGAGCUUCUGUCACAGUUUUGGGAGAUAUAUUGGGUUCUGCCAUGCAGAACACACAGGAUCUCCUCAAGAUGCCCUAUGGCUGUGGAGAACAGAACAUGGUUCUGUUUGCUCCUAAUAUCUAUGUCCUGGACUAUCUGAAUGAAACAGAGCAGCUGACACAGGAGAUCAAGACCAAGGCCAUUACCUAUCUCAAUACGGGUUACCAAAGACAAUUAAACUACAAGCACCGGGAUGGCUCCUACAGUACUUUUGGGGAUAANCCUGGUAGGAGUCAUGCCAAUACCUGGCUCACAGCNUUUGUACUGAAGAGUUUUGCUCAGGCUNGAAGGUANAUUUUCAUCGAUGAAUCACACAUCACCCAAGCCCUCACCUGGCUCUCCCAGCAGCAGAAGGACAAUGGCUGCUUCAGGAGCUCCGGGUCACUGCUCAACAAUGCCAUGAAGGGAGGAGUAGAAGAUGAAGUCACUUUGUCUGCNUACAUCACCAUCGCUCUCCUGGAGAUGUCUCUUCCUGUCACUCAUCCUGUUGUCCGCAAUGCCCUCUUUUGCCUGGACACAGCCUGGAAGUCAGCGAGGAGAGGGGUCAGCAGCAGCCAUGUCUACACUAAGGCACUGUUGGCCUAUGCAUUUGCCCUUGCUGGUAACCAGGACACGAAGAAGGAGAUACUGAAAUCACUCAAUGAGGAGGCAGUAAAAGAAGACAAUUCUGUCCACUGGACCAGAGCUCAGAAACCCAGAGUGCCAGCAGAUCUCUGGUACCAAUCCCAGGCUCCCUCAGCUGAGGUAGAGAUGACUGCUUAUGUGCUCCUGGCUUAUCUUACCACUGAGCUGGUUCCAACCCAAGAGGACCUGAAUGCUGCGAUGUUCAUUGUGAAGUGGCUCACAAAGCAGCAGAAUUCCCACGGUGGCUUCUCUUCCACCCAGGACACGGUAGUGGCUCUCCACGCUUUGUCCAAAUACGGAGCAGCCACUUUCACAAGAGCGAAGAAAGCUGCGCAUGUGACCAUCCAGUCUUCUGGCACAUUUUCUACAAAAUUCCAAGUGAACAACGACAACCAGUUAUUAUUACAGAGAGUCACGUUGCCAACUGUGCCUGGGGAUUACACCGCAAGGGUAGCUGGAGAGGGGUGUGUCUACCUCCAGACAUCCUUGAAAUACAGUGUUCUCCCAAGGGAGAAGGAGUUUCCAUUUGCUUUGGUGGUGCAGACUCUGCCUGGGACUUGUGAGGAUCUCAAAGCUCACACCAGCUUCCAGAUCUCACUCAAUAUCAGAAAUGUUCCAGGAAGUCAUUUAGCUCCUUUUGAUUUCCAGGUGUCAAAUCAGACGCUGACCUUGUCCUUCAUGGUACAGCAAGAUAUUCCAGUGAGAGACCUGAAGCCAGCCAUAGUGAAAGUCUAUGAUUACUACGAGAAAGCGGGAAUGCCAACAGCAGCUGCAGAGCACCACAGCAGGAGGACCCUGGAGGAGGCGGUGGGACCGNGGCCACAUGGGCCAGNGGCCUGUAGCUAUGACUGCUGUAAGAGCCUAGUCGCUGGGAGCAGCCGCGACCACUGUCAGCGNAUUGAGCCAGAACUCUCGCUACCCAGCUGA
Mus caroli (Ryukyu mouse) is the source of this 3377-nucleotide messenger RNA. Lineage: Eukaryota; Metazoa; Chordata; Mammalia; Rodentia; Muridae. The record is from RefSeq and is a predicted model, not a curated record.